AUGACACGAGCUGCGGGCAAUGCAGGGAUUUCCACUUGUUUGCAAGCAGUCUUUUUACCGCCAUCGGCUCAUCGCGAGUCUGCUGAGCAAGUCUUGCAGUUGUGCCGGCGUGCAGAUCAGAACGUCACCGGGGACCCCCAAACUGGAGAGGUGUGGUUGAAGCCCUUGUUUGCGCAUGGCUAUCAGCUGGCCGUGAGAGCAGCCACGACGGAAUUCACGGGCCAGCUCUUCGAAGAGGCGAACAGCGUUCGAGUCAUUGUUACGAGAGUCGCCACAGAACUCCCCUCCCGCCAACGGCUUCGCAAGUCCGCUCAUGUCCGCUCAGUGACGCGGUGUGCGCCUCAGCGGCUCCCCGGCAUCGUCAACACUUUGCUGGGUCUGUGCUUAAGGGGUGAGCUUUGCAUGGUGCAACUGACGCGAUUUCAGAUUGGGGCUUGCUGCAAAUUGCUCCUAUUGCCGUUCCGGAAGUUGCGCACCGCGAAGCCCUUUGGCCAAAAGACUGAACUUUGCAUCCCUUCGCGACCUUCGUUUCCCUGCGAGAGCCGAGACUUCACUGCGGCCGCAGAGGCCGCGGAGGCCCGCCAGGCCCGCCAGGCCCGCCAGGCCCGCGGUCCGUGCCUUCAUCCGCGGGCCUCCCAGGCCCGGUGUGAGGACCGGCUCCGGCUCUUCAGACCCCGCAGAUGCGGCGCUAACGUCUCAGUUUCAGCGCUGAAGAGCGCUGCUUGCGAUCCCUUCGACCGUGUCUGCGUGUCAGGGGCCUUCAAAGCGCUGAAGCCGCCGAUUUUUCAAGCUCCGUGUGUCGUGCCCGGAGCUCCGACACAUUGA
Messenger RNA from Symbiodinium necroappetens, 825 nucleotides. Lineage: Eukaryota; Dinophyceae; Suessiales; Symbiodiniaceae. The record is from the annotation of a GenBank genome assembly.